AUGACUAAAAGUGAAUCUGGAUCUGAAGCUGACGUAUUGAGUCAAGGUGGGUUUAUUUUUGACGAUCCUGACUUAAAGAAAAGAAGAAAUGGCAGAGCAACUAGAAAGAAAGAUAUCAAGUAUGCGAUUUCCUCUGAUGAAGACGAAGAUCAGGUAAAGCCGUCUGGCAGAAACUUGAGAAAGAAGGCAAAAAGCACGGCUACAACGAAGAGGAAAGCGAAGUUAAAGAAAGAAGAGUCGUCAGAUGAAGAAUUUUCUUUAGAAAAAGUUCAAAUCGACGACGAUGAUGACGACGAUGAUAUUGUAAUAGUAAGCAGUUCACAAGUUGAAAAGAAUGGUGCUACUAAACUAGAUGCUAUAAAUCUAACUGAUGAGGAUGAUCUUGAAAUAGUUUUGGAUGAUGAUGAUGUCCCACUAAGCGAAAAGGUGAGAAGUGAAAAGCCUACUAAGAAGAAGAGAGCCACCGCUCGAAAGAAGAAGGAGCCUAAAGUCAAGGUUCCGUACUUUACUAGAGUGACGAACAAACUUUAUGACCAGCACCCCAAACUUAUGGAAGUCUUCCCGUAUUUGGAAUCCUUACCUCCCAUACCCAUCGAAAGAGCUCCGCAACCUCCAGGGAUGACCAUAAAGUUGCUUCCAUUUCAAUUGGAAGGGUUGAAUUGGCUUCAGAAGCAAGAAGACGGAGAAUUUGGUGGAGGAAUCUUAGCUGAUGAAAUGGGUAUGGGUAAAACAAUUCAAACAAUUGCUCUAUUCAUGUGUGACAAACAGAAGACUCCAAAUUUAGUAGUGGGCCCAACAGUUGCCCUUAUGCAAUGGAAAAACGAAAUUGAGAAGCAUACAGUUCCUGGUAGCUUGAAAGUUCUAUUAUAUCAUGGUGCUAAUAGGGCCAGUGACGUUGAUGAAUUAAUGAAAUACGAUGUUAUUUUGACGUCGUAUUCUGUUUUAGAAUCGGUUUAUAGAAAGGAAAACUAUGGAUUCAAAAGAAAGGAAGGAUUGGUAAAAGAGAAAAGUGCUCUUCAUGCUGUACCCUUUUAUCGUGUCGUACUAGACGAAGCGCAUAAUAUUAAAGAUCGUACUUCAGGUACUGCAAAGGCUGCUAACAACUUGAAAUGUGAGAAAAGGUUAUGUCUUACCGGUACCCCGUUGCAAAACAGAAUUGGUGAAAUGUACUCGCUUAUCAGGUUCUUAAAAUUAGAUCCCUUCCAUCAAUACUUCUGUACGAAGUGUGAUUGUGUUAGUAAUGAGUGGAAGUUUUCGGAUUGGAGGCACUGUGAUCAAUGUGGACACACUCCAAUGCUUCAUACUAACUUUUUUAAUCAUUUCAUGUUGAAAAACAUUCAAAAACAUGGGAUUCAAGGAGAUGGUUUAACUUCAUUCCAGCAUAUUCGAUUGUUAUUGAACAACAUAAUGCUUAGAAGAACCAAAUUACAGAAAGCGGAUGAUUUGGGACUUCCACCUAGAAUUGUGGAAAUAAGAAAGGACAGAUUCAAUGAAGAAGAGAAAGACUUGUACACAUCAUUGUACAGCGACUCCAAGAGAAAAUUCAACGAUUAUGUGGCCGAAGGGGUUGUUUUGAACAAUUAUGCUAAUAUCUUUACCUUGAUUACCAGAAUGAGACAAUUAGCUGAUCAUCCUGACUUGGUCUUAAAGAGAGUUGGGGGUAUUACUCAAGAUAUUGAGGGGGUUGUUGUUUGUCAAUUAUGUGACGAUGAAGCUGAAGAACCUAUUGAAUCUAAAUGUCAUCAUAAAUUCUGUAGGAUGUGUAUUACAGAAUACGUGGAUUCGUGGUCUGGGGAUGCCAAAAAUUUAACAUGUCCAGUUUGUCAUAUUGGUCUUUCGAUUGAUUUACAGCAACCAGCGUUAGAAGUUGAUGAGACCGAAUUUUCAAAGCAGUCAAUCGUUAACCGUAUCCAAAUGGGUACCCAUGGUGGAGACUGGAGAUCUUCUACAAAGAUAGAAGCUCUUGUUGAAGAACUUUAUAAGUUGAGAUCAGAUAAGCAUACAAUUAAAUCCAUUGUGUUUUCACAAUUCACGUCCAUGUUGGAUUUGGUUGAGUGGAGAUUGAAGAGAGCAGGUUUCCAGACUGUCAAGUUACAAGGGUCUAUGUCACCACAACAAAGAGACAAUUCUAUCAAGUAUUUCAUGGAGAAUACAUCAGUCGAGGUUUUCUUAGUUUCAUUGAAGGCAGGAGGGGUUGCAUUAAAUUUAUGUGAAGCAUCGCAAGUGUUUCUUAUGGACCCAUGGUGGAAUCCUAGUGUUGAGUGGCAGUCGAUGGAUCGUGUUCAUAGAAUAGGACAAAAGAGACCAAUCAGGAUUACCAGAUUCUGUAUUGAAGACAGUAUCGAGCUGAAGAUUAUUGAGUUACAAGAAAAGAAGGCUAACAUGAUUCAUGCGACAAUCAAUAGUGAUGAUGCAGCGGUUAGUAGGUUGACCCCGGACGAUCUUCAAUUUUUAUUUAUGAAUUAA
Molecule: messenger RNA, 2466 nt
Organism: Dujonia railenensis
Lineage: Eukaryota; Fungi; Ascomycota; Pichiomycetes; Serinales; Debaryomycetaceae
Source: the annotation of a GenBank genome assembly